AUGGCGCUAACCUCCCAAGGCAUCACCCUGCGUUCCCCGCCAGCGGGCCCCCGCGGCCACGGCGGGAGGCGGUCCUCUUCCGUACCCGCCGCCGCGGUCCCGCGCGGCUGGGGGCAGCCUCACGCGGGGCAAGCCUUAUCCAUCUCGCCCGCCAGGUACGAACCCGCCGCCCGCCCACCACGGGGAGGCUCCUCCUCCUCCGCCAUACGCGCCGCCGCCUCGGCCGGCGCGCAGCCCGGCAGCGACCCGGUUCCCGCCGAGCCCAGAAUCGAGCUCCCCGCGAUAUUUACCGUCUUCUCCGAGGCCGCUAAGACCGGCGCUGCCUUCUUCAUCGCCUCAUCGGGCGCGGCUUUCCUCCUCGGCUCGUUUGGGGGGUUCGGAGGCGGCGCUGGGGGUCUCUUCGGCGGCGGUGGUGGAGGGGGUGGAUGGGGCGCGGGGGGUGGUGGUGCCGGUGGCGGAGGGGGUGGAGACUUCUGGUCCGGGCUGUUCUCCGUCGGCGCGGCGCACGCGGACGACAAGUCCUCGGGGGAUUGGGACGCGCACGGGCUCCCCGUCAACAUGACGGUGCCGCUCACGAAGCUGAGCGGGCUGAAGAGGUACAAGCUGUCUGAGCUCAAGUUCUUUGACCGGGCAGCCGGCGGCGGUGGCGCCUACACAGGGCCGGAGGAUUCCUUCUUCGAAAUGGUGACACUGCAGCCUGGUGGCGUGUACACCAAGUCGCAGCUGCUGAAGGAGCUCGAGACACUCGUCUCCUGUGGCAUGUUUGAGCGGGUUGAUCUGGAGGUGAAGCCCAAGCCGGAUAACACAAUUGGGCUCACAGUCUCCUUUGUGGAGAGUGUGUGGAGUGCCGCAAAGCAGUUCAAGUGCAUCAAUGUGGGGCUUAUGUCACAGUCAGGGCAGGUUGACUUCGACCAGGACAUGACUGAGAGGGAGAAAAUGGAUUACCUCCGCAAGCAGGAACGUGAUUACCAGCAGCGUGUACGGGGUGCCAAGCCCUGCAUCUUGCCAGAAAAUGUGCGUGGAGAGGUGCUGGGAAUGAUGAAGAAGCAGGAGAAGGUGAGCGCCAGGAUGCUGCAGAAGAUCAGGGACCAUGUCCAGAAAUGGUACCACAACGAGGGUUUUGUGUGCGCACAGGUGGUUAACUUUGGAAACCUUAACACCAAUGAGGUUGUGUGUGAGGUGGUUGAGGGUGAUAUCACCAAGGUGGAGUACCAGUUCCAGGAUAAGCUUGGAAAUAUUGUUGAGGGAAAUACCCAGCUUCCGAUCAUAGACCGAGAGCUGCCCCAACAGCUUCGACCUGGCCACAUCUUUAACAUUGGAGCAGGGAAACAGGCUCUGAAGAAUAUAAAUUCACUUGCUUUGUUUUCCAAUAUAGAAGUUAAUCCACGUCCUGAUGAGACAAAGGAAGGGGGCAUAGUAGUUGAAAUUAAGCUCAAGGAACUGGAACCCAAGUCAGCUGAAGUAAGCACAGAAUGGAGUAUUGUACCUGGGCGUGAAGGGCGACCAACUUUGGCAUCCAUACAACCUGGAGGAACUGUGUCAUUUGAGCACCGGAACAUCUAUGGUCUUAAUAGAUCUAUUGUUGGUUCUGUUACAUCCAGCAACCUGCUGAACCCUCAGGAUGAUCUUUCAUUCAAGCUUGAGUAUGUCCAUCCUUAUUUGGAUGGUGUGGAUGAUCGUAGUAAAAACCGCACAUUCAAAACUAGCUGCUUCAACACGAGGAAAUUGAGUCCUGUCUUUGUUGCUGGUCCCAACAUGGAUGAGGCUCCGCCUGUUUGGAUCGAUAGAGUUGGAUUUAAAGCCAACAUAACAGAGAGCUUCACACGACAAAGCAAAUUCACAUAUGGCCUCGUGGUUGAAGAGAUUACAACACGUGAUGAAACUAAUUCUAUCUGUACCCAUGGUUCUCGAGCAAUGCCUAGCGGCGGUUUGAGCAUGGAUGGACCUCCCACAACCCUCAGUGGUACUGGAGUUGACCGAAUGGCAUUCCUUCAGGCUAAUAUAACCCGUGACAAUACUGAGUUUGUGAAUGGUGCAAUUGUUGGAGACAGAUACAUUUUCCAGUUGGACCAAGGUCUUGGCAUCGGAAGCAAAAACCCAUUCUUCAACCGUCAUCAACUUACUCUGACCAAGUUCAUCAAUUUAAAUAAGCAAGGGAAAGGUGCUGGCAAGCCACUACCAGCUGUUUUAGUUCUUCAUGGUCAUUAUGCUGGUUGUGUGGGUGAUUUGCCAAGCUAUGACGCAUUUGCACUUGGAGGGCCUUACUCUGUUAGGGGCUUUAGUAACGGUGAACUGGGCGCAUCUAGGAAUAUUCUUGAGGUUGCUACAGAGUUGCGCAUCCCUGUAAGAAACACACACGUUUAUGCAUUUGCUGAACAUGGGACUGACCUUGGGAGUUCCAAGGAUGUGAAAGGGAACCCUACAGAGUUUUUCAGGCGUGUUGGUCAUGGAUCUUCAUAUGGUGUUGGUGUCAAGCUUGGGUUGCUGACGAACGCUUCCCAGCAAGGCCGCCACGGCCGCGUUCUCCACCUCGUCUUCGCCCACCUCCGACGCGGCGAUCGCGGCUUGGUGGACCCGCACCCCGCGGCCGUCCCCACGGCGCUCCGCGCCUGCGCGCGCCUCGGAAACGCCUCCUCUGGCCGCCUAAUCCACGCGGUCGUCCUCACCCGGUUCCCGUCCCUCGCCUCCGACGCCGUCGCCGCCACCGCGCUUCUCGACAUGUACGCCAAAUGUGGCCUCGUCGCGAGUGCCCAGAAGGUGUUCGACGAAAUGCCGCGUAGGGAUGACUUCGUCGCCUGGAACGCGCUGGUCGCAUGCUAUGCGCGCCACGCCCCCCCCAGAGCGUGCGCUGGCGCUGGCCAUCAAAAUGCGGGGCCAGUGCCUGUGCCCCGACCUGAUGACAUGGAACGCCGUCGUCUCCGGUUUCGCACUGGCCGGCGACGACCAGAUGGCCGGGGAAUUGAUCGGCGCCAUGGAGGACGGGUUCCAGCCAGACGUGGUCCCUUGGACAUCGCUUGUAUCUGGCUCGGUGCUGAACUUUCAGUAUGCCAGGGCACGCGUGCUGUUCCGGAGAAUGAUGACCACUGGCAACCCUGUCCUGCCGAGCUCGACCACGAUUGCCAGCAUCCUGCCUGCCUUCGCCAAUGUCGCUGA
Molecule: messenger RNA, 3153 nt
Organism: Miscanthus lutarioriparius
Lineage: Eukaryota; Viridiplantae; Streptophyta; Magnoliopsida; Poales; Poaceae
Source: the annotation of a GenBank genome assembly